AAGAGGAAGGGACCGGUGGUUUCACAUUUGCAUCGGUUUUGAAAACUGGAACUGACAUAGAAAAAAUAACAAAAGUGGACGUGCGAGUCUGGAAACAAUGGAGAGACUGUUUAGAUCAUCUAACCGUGGCUGGUUUGUUUUUUAUUUCGCCAUACUGCUGAUUGUCGCGGAACGAGUUCUGGCUGAACUCAGGUACUCCAUCCCAGAGGAGGUAAACGAAGGAACCGCUGUGGGAUAUAUUGCGAAAGAUCUUGGUUUGGAUAAAGCCUCGCUGGUUGAUCGUCGGUUUCGUGUUGUGCCUGGAUCCAGGGAGGCGUAUUUUGAGGUGAAUUCAGACAACGGUGCUUUACAGGUUCGUAGAAAAAUUGACAGAGAGGAAAUUUGUCACGGUAGUGGCGCGUGCCUAAUGGAGCUGAAAAUUCUCGUUGAAAACCCCUUGGAGAUGCACCAUGUUGUUGUCGAUAUAGCGGAUGUAAAUGAUCAUUAUCCCAGCUUUUCUGAAAACGAACAAACGUUUGAAAUAGGGGAACAGUCGUCACUAGGAACAAGAUUUCAGUUGGAUGCGGCCCGCGAUCCGGAUGCUGGAAUAAACUCCAUCCGCACGUACACAUUAACGUCAAAUGAGCAUUUUGAUAUUGAGGUAAUCCAGAGUGAGGAGGAGAAAGUGCCAUAUUUAGUAUUAAAAAAGUCCUUAGACAGAGAACAAAAGAAAAAGCACGUGUUUAUUUUAACAGCGGCUGAUGGGGGCAAACCUCCAAAAUCGGCGACGCUUAAUAUUUCCAUUAUUGUCCUUGACAGUAAUGACAAUCGCCCAGCAUUCAAUAAAGAGAUUUAUCAAAUUGAAAUUGAAGAAAAUGCAUUAGUUGGCACAACUCUUACAACAUUAAAUGCAACAGAUCCAGAUGAAGGAACAAAUGGGGAGAUAGAGUACAGCCUCAGCAAAACACUGCCGCGUAAAGCAUAUGAAGUAUUCCGGUUAGAUCGCGUGAGUGGAGAAAUAACACUGGAAAAUGCUCUAGAUUUUGAGGAUUCUGACACUUUUAAGCUGGAUGUUCAAGCAUCUGACAAAGGACAGCCUCCACUUAUAGGGAGAUGCAGAGUUAUUAUAAAGAUAAAAGACGUGAAUGACAACGCUCCAGAAAUAGAGGUCACAUCACUUUCAGACACCGUCUCUGAAGACUCAAAGCCGGGUACAGUGAUUUCACUUGUUAGUGUAACGGAUAAAGAUUCAAGUGUUAACGGAAAGGUGAUGGUGCAGAUAGCCGGUAAUGUGCCAUUUGAGCUAAAGCCUUCCUACAAGGAGAACAUUUAUUCCGUUGUCACCAAAGAUUUUCUGGACAGAGAAAAGGAGCAACAAUAUGAAAUAACAAUUAAAGGAACGGAUUGCGGCGAACCUCCGUUAUCUGCGGUUAAAAUUCUCAGAAUUCAAAUAUCAGAUGUGAACGAUAACAGUCCGCAAUUCUCACAAAACCUGUUACAAUUUUACCUGAAAGAGAACAACGUUGCUGGUGCUUCAAUUUUUUCAGUAAGUGCGACAGAUAACGAUGUCAGUAAAAACGCAGCUGUAAAAUAUAAUAUAGUCAGACAAAAUGACGUAACGAGCUUCUUGAAUGUGAAUUCUGAUACCGGGCAAAUAUCUGCGCUGAAAAGUUUCGACUUUGAAACUCUGAAAACUUUCCAGUUCCGAGUUGUCGCCACUGAUUCUGGGACUCCGUCACUCAGCAGCAACGUCACAGUGAACGUGUUCAUUCUGGAUCAGAACGACAACGCUCCAGUCAUCCUGUAUCCACUCAGCUCCAAUGGUUCUGCUGAAGGCGUGGAGGAGAUUCCACGCAACGUGAACGCAGGACACUUGGUGACUAAAGUCAGAGCCUAUGACGCUGAUAUAGGAUAUAAUGGCUGGUUGCUGUUUUCACUGCAGGAAGUUACUGACCACAGUCUGUUUGGUUUGGACCGCUACACUGGACAGAUCAGAACACUUCGCUCAUUCACAGAGACAGACGAGGCUGAACAUAAACUGGUCAUACUGGUCAAGGAUAAUGGAAACGUUUCACUAUCAGCAACAGCUACUGUGAUUGUUAAACUGGUGGAGCCAAAAGAAGCUUUUGCAGCUUCUGAUGUUAAAAGUGCAGCAAAGGAUGAUGACGAUGAUCAUGUGACUUUUUACCUGAUGAUCACUUUGGGCGCCGUUUCUGUUCUGUUUAUCAUCAGUAUCAUCGUGCUGAUUGCAAUGCAGUGCUCCAAAUCCACAGACUAUACUUCUAAAUAUCUCCAAGAGCCUAAUUAUGAUGGGACACUUUGUCACAGCAUCCAGUACAGAUCUGGAGACAAACGCUACAUGUUAGUUGGACCCAGAAUGAGUAUUGGAUCUACUAUAGUACCUGGAAGUCAUGCAAACACACUAGUGCUUCCUGACAGGAGGAGAACAUCUGAAGAGCAAACUGCUUCUCCCGAGAAAGAGGAACAAGAUGAAGUCUGA
Messenger RNA from Xiphophorus maculatus (southern platyfish), 2479 nucleotides. RefSeq names its product protocadherin alpha-8-like. The transcript has 2 exons. The record is from RefSeq and is a predicted model, not a curated record. Gene Ontology annotation, molecular function: calcium ion binding. Bases 98 to 2479 code for a protein of 793 amino acids. Gene Ontology annotation, cellular component: plasma membrane. NCBI's taxonomy places the organism in Eukaryota, Metazoa, Chordata, Actinopteri, Cyprinodontiformes, Poeciliidae. Gene Ontology annotation, biological process: homophilic cell-cell adhesion.